UCAAUUUUUAAGUUGAUGGACAUUUGACUGUUAUGAAUAAUGUUAUUGUGGCCAGUUUUUUUUUUUUUUAAAGUGAUUCACUUAUUUAUUUGGAAGAAAGAGUGACAUAGAGAGAGGAAGAGACAGGGAGAGAUUAUGCACCUUCUGGUUUACUCCCCAGAUGCCUACAAUGGUCAGGGCUGGGUCAGGCUGAAGCCAGGAGCCAGGCAUUCCAUUCUGGUCUUCCUACUCUUCCAGGCACAUUAACAGGGAGCUGGAUCUGAAGAAGAGCAUUCAGGACUUAAACUGUUGGCAUUCUGAUAUGGGAUCCCUUUUCCUCAAGCAACAGUUUAACCACUGUGCCACAACACUGGCCCUGCUGUGAAUAUUUUUAUACAAGGUUUUGUGUGGACAUAUGUUUUUAUGUUCCUUGAUGCAGAUCUAGGAGUGGAAAUGGCUGGGUCAUAGAGUAAUUGUAUGUUUAAUCUUUGAGGAACUCUCACACUCUUUUUCAAAGCAGUUCCACCAUUUUACAUUCCCGUCGCCAAGGUAUGAUUUCUCCACAUCCACAUCCUUCCCAGUAUUUGUUAAUCUUUGUCUUUUUUAUUCCAGACACCCCAGUGAGUAUGAAAUGGUUUCUCAUUGUGAUUUUAAUUUCCAUCUUCCCAAUAACUAGUGAUGUUGAACACCUUUUCAUGUGCUUAUUGGCCAUUUCUGUAAUUUCUUCAGAUAAUUUUCUAUGUAGAUUCAUUGCCAAUUUAAAGUAGGGCUAGUUUUGUUUUUACUGUUGAGUUUUUAAGAGUUCUUUAUAUAUUCAGGAUUUUAGACAGAUCCUUCUCAUAUAUUUGAUAUGUAAAUAUGUUUUCCCAUUCUGUCCAUUGUCUUUUUAUGUACUUGAUAUUCAAAUGUUCCUAACUUUGAUAUAGUCAAAUUUAUCUAUUUUUUUCUUUUGUCACUCAUGCUUUUUGUGUCAAUUAAGAAAAUACUGCCUAAUCCAAGGUCACAAAAAUUUCAACUCUGUGUUCAUCUAAGAAAUUUUAGAGGUUUAGUGCUUGUAAUUUAGAUCUCUGAUAAAUUUUGAGUUAUCUUUGUGUAUGGUGUGAGUUAGGGGUUCAACUUCAUUCUUUUGCAUACGUACAUGCAUGUAUCCAUGCACCAUAUGUUGAAAAGAAUUUUCUUUCCUCUUUGAAAUAUCUUGGCACCCUGGCUGAAAAGCAGUUGGCCCUAGAUAUAAAUAUUUAUUUAUAGACUUUCAAUUCUAUUCUACUGACCAAUGUAUGAGUCUAUCAUUGUACCUGUCUUGAUUACUGUAGCUUUGUACUAAAAUUUUAAAAUCAGGAAGUGUAAAUUUUCUAAAUUUGUUCUUGUUUUUCAGGAUUGCUUUGGCUAUUAUGAGUCCUUGGCAUAUCCCUAUGAAUUUUAUGAUUAGCUUGUCAAUUUCUGUGUAACAAGCCAUCUGGGAUUUUGCUAGGGAUUGCAUUGAAUAUGUAGACCAAUUUAGGAGGUAUCUGAAACUCAUUUGUAUAGUUGUGUGAAUUGAGGUUUUCUCAACUAUGGAGUAUUCACGUUUAGGAUAGUUGGGAAUUAUUUACUGUAAUGAAUAUUUGAACUUUCCUAUUAAUGUUCAUACCAUAUGGUUAUUCAUCUUUAGUUUGUCCUGAUUUAGAAGAAUAAUUGCAAUUUAUUAAUUCAUUCCUUUUGGGAGAAUUAUUCCAGAGAUGCUGCUAACGGCUUAAGAGGCAAGGAAGUAUCAAUCAGAGCUCUCCAGGGAAAAACGUGAAUGAGAACAAAGACAACAAAAUGUCAUUCCUAACUCAAUUCAGCAUUUGGCAAGAAAGACUGUAGGACUAGGGUGGGGGUAACUCAGAGAGAUAAAAGGCACAUAUUUCCAAAUGAUUCUGACCAUGAAUCUGCAAAGAACUUUCCAGGCUGGACAGGACUUUUAGUCAAUCUAGUGUGUGAUCCUCCUCCCUGUGGCAGGAGAUGUCUUUCAGGAAAAUAGCUUGCAGUAGAAUGGCUGAUGCUUUAAGCAGAAAAUCAUUUGCUUAUCAUUAUUUUUAAAUAAGUAUGCCACUGCGUAUGAAUUUUUUCUUUAUAGAAUUAUUCAGCCCCUCUCAAAAUUUACCUACCUGUUUUGUGUUUUUGAGUAACAAAUUCAUUAGGCUGUGAGUAUUAGGUAAGUUCCCCAAACAAUGGCAGCUCCUGCUGCUGUAUAGGAAAAAUCUGCUAUCUUUACUGAGUUGGCUUUUACUCUGAAGAUGGGUUGAAGACACAGGCUUCUGCAGACAAAGCCUUCACUAAAUACCUACAGAGAUAGCAUCAAAGGGCAGCAACUAGGAGACCAAGCUCAUGCUUUCCCUCAUUUUUCAUUAUAUACUUGUCAUUGCUAUCUUCCUUCCAUCCCUCUCUCUCGGCAUCUCUUUUUCUUUAUUUCUCCUUUCUUACCCUAUUUUUGCCCAAUAACUUCAGUACUCUUUUCCCCUGUUCUUGGUCUUGGUUUUGGUAGUUAAGUAUCUUUUUUUUAUUAUUUAUUUGACAGAUAGAAUUAGACAGUGAGAGAGAGACAGAGAGAAAGGUCUUCCUUCCGUUGGUUCACCCCCCAAAUGGCCGCUACAGCUGGAGCUACGCCAAUCCGAAGCCAGGAGCCAAGUGCUUCUCCUGGUCUCCCAUGCGAGUGCAGGGCCCAAACACUUGGGCCAUCCUCCACUGCCUUCCUGGGCCACAGCAGAGAGCUGGAUUGGAAGAGGAGCAAUAAGGACUAGAACCGGCACCCAUAUGGGAUGCUGGCACCGCAAGCGGAUGAUUAACCAAGUGAGCCACGGCACUGGCCCCAAAACUGAGCUGUUCCUUCGUGUAAAGGAUAUCAGUCACUUCUUAAUGCAAGAUAUUGCCUUCUUGUCUGGUGGCCGGGGGAAGGAUAAUGCUUGGAUCAUUACAUUUCCAGAAAACUGUAAUUUCAGGUGUAUACCAGAACAUGUAAUAGCAAAAGUACUCACUUACCUGAUAACCAUUGCAAGACAAAAUGGGUCUGACUCCCGGUUUACCGUUAUUCUAGAUCGAAGAUUGGAUACAUGGUUUUCUCUCAAAAUUUCUCUUCAAAAAAUUGCUGCUUCCUUCCCUGGGAACUUGCAUUUGGUUUUGGUUUUACGUCCUACCAGUUUUCUUCAACGAACUUUCACAGACAUUGGAUUUCGAUUUAGUCAGGAGGAUUUCAUGCUCAAAUUACCGGUUGUUAUGCUGAGCUCAGUUAGUGAUUUGCUGGCAUACAUUGAUGACAAGCAGUUAACCCCUGAGUUAGGCGGCACCUUGCAGUACUGCCACAGUGAAUGGAUCAUCUUCAGAAAUGCUAUAGAAAAUUUUGCUCUCACAGUGAAAGAAAUGGCUCAGAUAUUACAGUCCUUUGGAACUGAACUGGCUGAGACUGAACUACCAGGUGAUAUUCCUUCAAUAGAAGAAAUUCUGGCAAUUCGUGCUGAAAGGUAUCAUCUGUUGAAGAAUAAUCUUACAGCUGUGACCAAAGAAGGAAAAAUUCUGCUAACAAAUCUGGAAGUGCCUAGAGAAGCCGUCAGUUCAAGUCUUGAACGUCAUCAGCAAAUAAAUGGUGACUGGCAAACUGUUAAUAAAUCUAGGUGCAUGCCUCCAAGACAGAUGGUUGGUUUUAAGGAAUUCUUUGACUUUUAUUUGUUAAGACUGUUGGCUCAAGUACAUGAUAUGGAAAUAGCUUUUGAUGGAUUUUGGGAAAAACAUCAAUUAAAGAUGGAGCAGUAUCUGCAACUAUGGAAAUUUGAGCAAGAUUUUCAAGAGCUUGUGACUAAAGUUGAAUUUCUACUGAACCAACAAGCAGAGCUGGCUGAUGUAACAGGGAAUAUAGCUCAAAUAAAACAAAAAAUAAAAAUAUUGGAAAAUUUAGAUGAAAAUUCUCAGGAUCUAUUAGCAAAGUCCCGGUUUCUGAUACUGCAUGGACACAGGCUUGCAUCAAAUCACCAUUAUGCACUUGAUUUAAUCUGCCAGAGGUGCAAUGAGUUACGUUACCUUUCUGAUAUUUUGAUUAAUGAGAUCAAAGCCAAACGAAUACAGCUCAGCAGGACCUUCAAAAUGCAUAAACUACUACAGCAGGCUCGUCAGUGCUGUGAUGAAGGAGAAUGUCUUCUAGCUAAUCAGGAAAUUGAUAAAUUUCAGUCUAAAGAGGAUGUUCAGAAAGCCAUUCAAGACAUUGAAAAUUUUCUUGAAAUGGCUCUGCCCUUUAUAAAUUAUGAUCCUGAUUCCCUACAGUAUGAGUUUGAUGUAAUUUUAUCUCCUGAACUCAAGGUUCAAAUGCAGACUGUACAACUGAAGCUUGAAAACAUUCGGAGCAUAUUUGAAAACCAACAGGCUGGUUUUAGGAACUUGACAGAUAAACAUGUGAGGCCAAUCCAAUUCAUGGUACCUGCAUCUGAAAAUUUGAUCAGAUCUAGAGCUCCAUUUUUUCCACCUAAACAUGUGGGAAUUGGAUACUCUUUCUUUCAAGCAUGUAAACUUUUUUCAAAAGGGAAGAAGACAUGGAGACAAAAUCAGAGUGACUUAAAAAUUGAAGUGGUGCAUGAUUGUCUGGAGAAGAGAAGUUCUGAUCAGUCCUCCAGUUUGGACAAUGACAAUGGCUUGGAUAUUUUAAAGAAGCACGUCCUAAAUGAGUUGAUACAGACUGAAAGGGUAUAUGUUCGAGAGCUGUUUACUGUUUUGUUGGGCUACAGAGCAGAGAUGGAUAAUCCAGAGAUGUUUGAUCUUAUGCCACCUCUCCUGAGAAAUAAAAAGGACAUUCUCUUUGGAAAUAUGGCAGAGAUCUAUGAAUUCCAUAACAAUGUUUUCAUGAGCAGCCUGGAAAACUGCGCUGAUGCUCCACAAAGAGUGGCAUAUUGUUUCCUGGAAAGGAAGGAUGAUUUUCAGAUAUAUGCAAAAUACUGUCAAAACAAGCCCAGAUCAGAGACAAUUUGGAAGAAGUAUUCAGAAUGUGCCUUUUUCCAGGAAUGUCAAAGAAAAUUAAAACACAGACUUGGUCUGGAUUCCUAUUUACUCAAACCGGUGCAACGAAUCACAAAAUAUCAGUUGUUGUUAAAGGAGCUAUUAAAAUUCAGCAAGGACUGUGAAGGAACUACUCAGUUAAAGGAGGCACUCGACACAAUGUUGGAUUUACUGAAGUCAGUUAAUGAUUCUAUGCAUCAAAUUUCCAUAAAUGGCUAUGUUGGAAACUUAAAUGAGCUGGGCAAGAUGAUAAUGCAAGGUGGAUUCAGUGUUUGGAUAGGACACAAGAAAGGUCCUACAAAAAUGAAGGAUUUUGCUAGAUUCAAACCAAUGCAGCGACAUAUUUUCUUGUAUGAAAAAGCAGUUGUUUUUUGUAAAAGGCGUGUUGAAACUGGAGAAGGGUCUGAUAGAUAUCCAUCCUACAGUUUUAAGCACUGUUUGAAAAUGGAUGAAGUUGGAAUCACUGAGUAUGUAAAAGGUGAUAACCGCAAGUUUGAAAUCUGGUAUGGUGAGAAGGAAGAAAUUUAUAUUGUCCAGGCUCCAAAUGUAGAUGUGAAGAUGUCAUGGUUAAAAGAAAUAAGAAAUAUUUUGUUGAAACAACAGGAACUUGUGACAGCUGAAAAACAAAAGCAACAGAAUCAAUUGAUAGAACAGCAUCAGUUUUCUCCACAGCAGAAUGAAGACGAAAAGCAACAAGGAGCAUUUGCAAAUGCUAAGGAAACUGAAUUGGAACACCCCAGUGCUAUGGUGGAGGUCAGUGAAGCAAUCGUGUCAGUUCAGGCACAACCAAACAAAGUUUGGGCUGAGACAUCAGAAUCUGCAGAAAUCUCUGAGGAGACUGUGGAAUGGUCAAGCAACUUUUUCUACCCUACAUGUGAUGGCAAUGGAGAAGAAGAAAGGCCCCUUAUGAGACACAUGUCAGAGAUGGCUCUCCUAUUUUGAUGAAGCUACUAUGUCAAAUGGCAAGUAGCUCUUUCCUGCCUGCUCCUCAACCCAUGUGGAAAAAAUACUGCUCAAAAGAUGUUCAGCCCAAAUGAUGCUGAUGUUGUUUCCAGGUUAAAUCUUUGGACAUGCAAAGAAUCAACAGCCCAUAAUUAUUUCUUUUCUUUCACUUCUAAAUCAUUUUACUUAUGGUAUUCUUUAUUUUUAAAAUGCUGUAUUCAAUGUGUAAGAUAUUGUGCUGGAAAAUUUCUCGUCUCAGAACAAUUUUGGACUUGAAAAUUAUUUCUUUUCCAUCUACUGUGUAACCACAUGCAAUCAGUGUGCCUUUGAUUAUUUAGCUUAUUAUUAAUUAAGUUAAUAUGGCUGCAAAAUGAUUAAGGUUGAGUAAAGCACAAAAUUAUCAUUUAAUAUGCUUUGAUCGGGCCCAGAGCUUUUGUACCCAUUAUUUUAACCUGUGCAAAGUGAUCCAAAGCCCAGAAAUCCUUUUGGGCGCAUCAGUAAUUUCUUUCAGGGCUAUUGCUUUUGUAUGUGCCGAGGUAAAAUUUUCAUAAGAGUAGUUUACAAAUAAUAGUAUUUAAAAAUUAAUAUUUUCCUGCUGUUUUUCCUAAUUUUAGGCUUUUAAUUCAUGUAACUUAAAUUAGUUGUGCUAUUAUUUUCUGUACAUUUCAUGCUGUAAUUCUCUUUUUUUAAAAUAAAAAUUAAUUCUUCAGGUUAUAUAAACACAUGUUCUGCUUUUUCUUUUCCAUGACAAACUGGAAAGCAGCUGCCUCACUCACAUUUCCCAUUGAAACAGUUAAUUCUUUAUGUAACAGACAGUUAUGCAAGGAGUUUUGCGAUCGCAUUUGUAAUAUAAUUUUUCGAAACAACUUUACAGUCUCCAGGCAAAUAUAAAGCCCUAACAGCAUGCAGGAGGAGAGGCUCAGAAGACCUCCUGAUUAGAAAUGGAGAUGCCAUUCAGCUUCCACUUGAGGAUGCUGAGGGUCAAUGGUAGGUGCGUUUGCAAUGCCGGUAAUGGCCUCUGCUGGGGCACGUGGGUAGCUAUUGAAACGUUUGGCUGUAUCUCUAUCUUUGUUAUAUGGUCUCCAGCAAGCAGAGAUAUCACAGUGAUGGCUUUCAUUUUCAGUGCUUCAGCUGUGCCUGUAUAGCUCACUGAAAGGAAUGUUAGCCUUUCUUGAGUGAAAGAUGCUUUUAGAGAAUGAAACGCUAUGAGUCUGCAUGUUCUUUUGUGGUUUACCUUUGCCUCAGAUGUUUUAGCUGGCACAUCUGGGCUUCACAGUGGCUAUACAUCACAUUCCAUUUGGUCAUUUACAUUACUCAAUAAUCAAAUAUUUAAGGAAUGCCUACUAUGUGUCAGAGACCAUGCUUUGCCACUUUACAACACGGUACAUGGUACACUUCUCUUUAUCAGUUUCAAUAUUGACUUUUCAACUUUGUCAUUCUAUACUUAGGCAUUUUACUUAGCAUAACACUGAUUGCAAAGAUAGUUGUGUCAAGUGUACCGUCUAAUUAGAGAAAAACCCAAAGCAGGUAGGGAAUACUGUUUGGAAGGGGACUGAAGUUUCCAUCAUUUUAUUGGAAAUUUAAAAUGAAACAAUUCUGUUUUUAUUUUGUCAAUAACUGGAACUUAAAUUCUAAAAUGACAAUGUACCACAACCCUAAAAGUAGAAGCAUGUACAUGGGGGCCUAAGUUAGUGAUGAAUUCUUAAAACAAUAGCCAUUUAUUUCCAGUCAUGUAAGUCCUUUGUUGGUUACUCAAAGGACUCAAGAACUGCAUCAUGAAGAUCUUUGAGUACAUGCAAUAACUUGGUGAAAAUUUGAGCUGCAAUAUAUCCUAUUUGCUUUUAUUACCUUAAUAUUACAUUUUUGGCUACUAAUUCAUUUAUUAUUUAGGUUGGUGAAAAACUAAACAGAAGAAAAGAAGGACUGA
Oryctolagus cuniculus (rabbit) is the source of this 7846-nucleotide messenger RNA. Lineage: Eukaryota; Metazoa; Chordata; Mammalia; Lagomorpha; Leporidae. The record is from RefSeq and is a predicted model, not a curated record.